AUGGGCGUGGCCAUGAUCUGGGUGGCGGUGGCGGCGUCUUUGGCCACGUCGUGGGCCAUCAUCAGCGCGUUGUCACGGUUCUUGUGGUCACCCCUCGCCAUAACAAGGGCGUUCCGGGCGCAGGGCGUGCGCGGGCCGGACUACCGGUUCCUGGUCGGCAACAUCGUCGAGAUGAAGCGGCUCCUCGUGGAGAGCGCAGGCCUCGUGCUCGACGUCGGCUGCCAUGACUACGGCGCCCUGGUGCAGCCCCACUUUCGCAAAUGGAUGGCCCUCUACGGACGUACGUUCGUCUCGUGGCUCGGAAAGAGGCCGGAAUUGUUCAUGGGGGACGUGGACAUGGUGAAGCAGGUGCUCUCUGACCGCUCGGGGCUGUUCCCGAAGAAUCCCAUCAACCACCACUUUGCCUGCUUGCUCGGCAAAGGGCUCAUCCUCAUCGACGGCGACGAGUGGAAGCGCCACCGCAAGGUCGUCCACCCAGUCUUCAGUGUCGACAAGCUAAAGAUGUUGGCAGUAACGGUGUCUGAUUGUGUUGGGUUGAUGCUGUCGGACUGGGAAGCAAAGUUGGAGAAGAGUAGUGGCCAUGUGGAAGUCGAUAUUAGUUGCCAGUUCGAGGAGGUUGCGGCCAACGUGAUCUCACGCGUGGCAUUUGGGAGAAACCACAAAGAGGCCAAGCAAGUCUAUCUGGCGCAGAAAGAGCUCCAAUUUCUUGCCUUCUCUAGUUUAUUCAAUGUUUGGAACCUCGUCCCAGGAUUCAGGUACCUUCCUACGAAAAAUAACGUAAAGAUGCAUACGCUCAACAAAGAGGUGAGGAGCAUACUCGUCAACAUCAUCAAAAAUCGCCUUAACUGCAAGGACACCAUGGGAUACGGGAACGACAUGCUUGGGAUAAUCCUGAAUGCUUGCGGGCCAGAGCACGCGCAAAACCCACUCAUGAGCAUGGACGAGAUCAUAGAAGAGUGCAAGACCUUCUACUUAGCUGGCCAUGAGACCACUGCACAGCUGCUCACCUGGACCACGUUCUUGUUAAGCACCCACUCAGAGUGGCAAGAGAAGCUUAGGGAGGAGGUGACGAGAGAGAGUGGCACGGAAAUCCCUGCUGGCGACAUGCUCAACAAUAUGAAGCUGGUCGACAUGUUCAUUCUAGAAACUCUCAGGCUAUAUGGCCCCGUCACCAACAUCCAGAGGAAAACAGGCAGCAAUCUUGAGCUCAGGGGCAUUAGGGUGCCGGAAGGCACAAUUCUAUCGACCCCGAUCAAGACGAUACACCGCGACAAGGAGCUCUGGGGUGAGGACGCUGAAGAAUUCAAGCCUCAGAGGUUCAAGAACGGGGUGAGCAGGGCCGCAAAGCACCCAUACGCAUUUCUGCCUUUCUCUAUGGGGCCCAGGGCUUGCAUUGGGCAGAACUUUACCAUGAUCGAGGCCAAGGUUGUGCUCGCGAUGAUCCUGCAGAGGUUCUCAGUCUCACUAUCCCCAAAGUAUGUCCAUGCACCCAUGGAUGUAUUCACGAUACGACCGAGAUAUGGGCUUCAAGUGGUCCUCAAAAGCUUGCAUGUGUAG
Molecule: messenger RNA, 1557 nt
Organism: Triticum dicoccoides
Lineage: Eukaryota; Viridiplantae; Streptophyta; Magnoliopsida; Poales; Poaceae
Product: cytochrome P450 709B1-like
Exons: 4
Coding region: 1-1557 (518 amino acids)
Molecular function (GO): heme binding; oxidoreductase activity, acting on paired donors, with incorporation or reduction of molecular oxygen; iron ion binding
Source: RefSeq, a predicted model, not a curated record